Schistosoma turkestanicum is the source of this 669-nucleotide messenger RNA. NCBI's taxonomy places the organism in Eukaryota, Metazoa, Platyhelminthes, Trematoda, Strigeidida, Schistosomatidae. The record is from the annotation of a GenBank genome assembly.
AUGUGGCCCGUUGUCUUAUUCGGUAAAUUUACCCAUAGAUUUAAUAAUAUUCCGUGGUUAGAUUUUGUACACAGAUUGAAGCUAACUAGUACAUUCCUUUCUUCUAGUCGUACAGCUAUCAACCGCACAACGUCAGAAGAAUGCAAAGCCCGUGACAGUGCUCAUGAAGAGAUCUAUCAACAAUUUCGUGAAGGUGCAGAGGUUCACAGGCAAACAAGAAAUUAUAUUAAAAAAUGGAUUCGUCCCGGUGUUCGUCUCAUUGACAUGUGUGAAGAACUUGAACGCACUAGCCGUGCACUCAUUUUAGAACGUGGACUAGACGCGGGUUUAGCUUUUCCAACAGGUUGUUCAAUUAAUAAUUGUGCAGUUAAUUACACUCCGACUAGGGGUGACAAUACUGUUCUAAAUUACGAUGAUGUAUGCAAAAUCGAUUUUGGAGUACAUGUAAAUGGUCGUAUUAUUGAUUGUGCUUUCACACUUCACUUUAAUCCUAAAUUCGAUACUUUGGUAGAGGCUGUUAAGGAUGCAACUAAUACCGGUAUUAAGGCAGCUGGUAUUGACGUACGUUUGUAUGAUGUUGCAGCAGCUAUUCAAGAGACAAUGGAGUCCUACGAAGUGGAAUUAGAUGGAAACACUUACCAAGGUAAAUCGCUCACUAUCAUGCUUUGA